Fusarium sp. VM40 is the source of this 819-nucleotide messenger RNA. The record is from the annotation of a GenBank genome assembly. NCBI's taxonomy places the organism in Eukaryota, Fungi, Ascomycota, Sordariomycetes, Hypocreales, Nectriaceae.
AUGCUUCUCAUCGGCCUCACAGGCUCAAUCGCCACAGGAAAGACGACAGUAUCGUCGAUGCUCUCGUCGAGUCCAUAUAAUCUGCCAAUUAUAGAUGCAGACAUUCUAGCGCGCAAGGUCGUGGAACCUGGGACUCGUGGAUAUAAUGCCAUAUUGAAGCAUUUUGGACCUACGACGCCUGAUCUGCUUGUGGAGCCUUCAGAAAACAUGCCAGAAGAUGGACCCAACGGCCAAGGGAGGCCAUUGAAUAGACCAGUCCUUGGAAGGCGUGUGUUCGGCGACACUGAGGAGCGGAAGAAAGACCGGGCAGUCCUCAAUGGCAUCGUGCACCCAGCUGUGCGGUGGGAGAUGUUCAAGUCCGUGGUUGGCUACUACUUCCGAGGUCACUGGGCUGUGGUUCUCGACAUUCCUCUUCUCUUCGAAAGUGGCCUCGAUCGACUCUGCGGUGUCGCAGCGGUAGUAGCUGUUCGUGAUCCAGCAGUUCAGAUGAAACGUUUGCGCGCGCGUGAUCCUCAUCUCAGCGAGGAAGACGCCGAGAACAGAGUGCGCAGCCAGACAGACGUGCGGGAGAAGGCGCGGCGAUGUGAGGAGCGAGGAGAAGGAAAAGGAUUCGUGCUCUGGAAUGACGGGUCGCGGGAUGAGUUGCAGGCGCAGUUGGGUAAUGCUAUAAGGGGGUUGAAGAAGGCCAAUCCUGACUGGUGGACGUGGCUGUUGCUUGGAUGUCCACCUCUUGCGGUCGCAGUUGCAACAUGGAGAUUUUGGGAGAAUCUCAUUAUCAACGAGAGGUGGGAGGAGACGAAGUUGAACGCGAAGCUGUAA